Messenger RNA from Cyphellophora europaea CBS 101466, 528 nucleotides. RefSeq lists its product as uncharacterized. Lineage: Eukaryota; Fungi; Ascomycota; Eurotiomycetes; Chaetothyriales; Cyphellophoraceae. The transcript has 2 exons. Gene Ontology annotation, molecular function: carbon-sulfur lyase activity. The record is from RefSeq and is a predicted model, not a curated record. Bases 1 to 528 code for a protein of 175 amino acids.
AUGGCUGCCGCUGCUCAUGUCGCCUCCGGAGAGCAAUACUUUCCUCUCGCAACCCAGCGCAGUGAUGGCUGGCAUAGAGAUGGCCGAGCAACUGCCACUUGCUAUUGCGGCACUAUACAGCUAUCAUUCCCAGUGGACGGUCCCGGGCUAGUUGGCACUUUUGUCUGCAACUGCAGUGACUGUCACAAAUUCCACGCAAGCAUGUUUGCGUCCAAUUUCACCAUCGACGACAAGUACCUUGUCCAUGAACGUGGUCGCGACAAUCUAAGCGUCUACGCGCAGAACAAGACCAUUGAGUCGGGGAAAACGAUGAGCAACUACUUCUGCAAGACCUGCGGGACCCUCAUGUAUCGCGUCGGUGAGGAUUUCCCGGGCCUGAGUAUCCUCCGCAUCGGCACGGUGGAUGACUUUACUUUGAUGGAAACCAAACUGAAGCCGAAGCUGGAGCAAUACACAAAGGAUCGAACUUCUUGGUUCACUGGUGUUGAAGGGGCUCGGCAGACCGAGGGCGAUGGGCUACGCAGUUAG